Molecule: messenger RNA, 1293 nt
Organism: Closterium sp. Naga37s-1
Lineage: Eukaryota; Viridiplantae; Streptophyta; Zygnematophyceae; Desmidiales; Closteriaceae
Source: the annotation of a GenBank genome assembly
AUGAGCAAAGCGGCUCUCGCGGUCGACCGUCUGUCGCAACCUGUCGCGAAGACUGAGAAGGAAACGGGGGCAGGCGGAAAAAAUGAUGGGGGUUAUGCGGAGGCGGGCGCAGAGGCGGACGCGGAGGCGGAAGGGGACGCGGAGGCGGAAGGGGAUGCGGAGGCGGAAUCGGAGGAGGUGGACGACGAGCAGCGGGGCCUGCCGGCGGAGGUGCUGGCGAAAGAGCGCAAGCUUGCGCGUUCGCGAAAGUCGAGAUCCGCCACCUCGCGGAAGGCCGUAAAGGUCACUGGUGGUAACACGGUCGACGAGGUUGGCGAAGAGGACGACGAAGCCGAAACGGAGGAGGAGGCGGAAAUGUUGAAUGCCGAGAGUGAAAAGGGAUCCGAUGCGACAGCCAACAAAACUAGCGAGGAGGAGGACGUGUUUCGCGAGCUAAGGCUUUCGCCGGAAGACGAGGCGACGCUUUGCGAGCUUCGCAAAACGCGCGUGCAGCGCGAGAAGGCGGCGAGCCGCGUGAAGCACAAGUACCGCAAAGUGGCGUUCAUGUUCCUCACCAAGGGCCCCAUCCCGCACGCCAAGCUAUGGGAGCGAUACUUCAAGGGUCACGAGGGAAGCUACUCCAUCUACGUGCACACGGCGCCGGGCUACGAAUUCCCCAAGAACGCCUCCGCGCUCUUCCGCAACAACACCAUCCGCAGCGAAGCGGUGUCGUGGGGCUCGCCGACGAUGAUCGACGCCGAGCGACGGCUGAUUGCCGCGGCGCUCAAGGACCCAGCCAAUCAUAACUUCGUGCUCAUCUCCGAAUCUUGCAUUCCCGUUAAGAGCCUGAAAUUUACGUGGAGAUAUCUCCUUGGAACUGACUACAGCUUUGUAUCCAGCUUCACUACAGACAGAUACGUGAAUACGGGACGACACGAUGAACGCAUGGCUCCACUGAUUCCUCUUGAAAAGUGGAGAAAAGCGUCUCAGUGGUUCUCGGUUACACGCAAACAUGCGAACAUUAUAAUUGAUGACAUCGAUGUGCAUAAGCUUUUUCAAAUCUACUGCAGGGGCGACAUCCAACAUCACGAGUGCUACUCAGACGAGCACUACAUCCCAACUCUUCUCAAUUUGAAAGACCCCGGGAAUCUGGCCAAUCGCACCAUCACCUAUGUCGACUUCCCACUCAACUCGGCCCACCCACGCACCUUCGAUCCCUUUCUCACUCGACCCAGCCUCAUUCGCUACAUCACUAAGCCGCGAAUGUACAUGCAUCGUAAUGUCGUGGAACCUGAUGAUGAAACUCCACAAAGC